AUGGUCCGUCAGAAAUUUGUGCGUUGUUUAAAUGCAGUCAUCAUCAUUUCAUUUGUAGGGUUUUUGAUGGUCUAUUUACAAAGUCCAUAUCUAAGUGCUAAUGAAAAAUUUGAACGUUCACUGUACGAUGCUCCAGAAAAAGAAUCACUGCUAGUCCCUGAACAAGAUGAUCAGGAACUUGAGUUGGGAUGGACAUUUCGAACUACACCGUUACCUUUAAGCAAAGAGGAAAUUGUCCGUUCGAUUGAGUUUCUUAAUGCGAAUUAUGAGAUUCUGAAUACUGAUAAGUAUGGUCAGUUGCAAAAUGUGGAGAUUGUACUAGUUGUUCAAGUCCAUAAUCGUAUCGAAUAUUUAAAAGAGUUAAUUUCUACCCUCAGAAAUGCUCGAUAUAUUGAAACUACGUUGCUGAUUUUUAGUCAUGAUUAUUCGUCAGCAGCUAUAAACAAACUGAUUAAAGGGAUAGAUUUCUGUUUAGUUAUGCAAAUAUUCUAUCCAUACAAUAUUCAAUUGUUUCCAGAUGUUUUCCCUGGGCAGGAUCCUUUGGAUUGUCCAGAAAAAGCAACUAAGCAAGAAGCUGCUCUUCUGAAAUGUAAUAAUUGGAAAAAUCCGGAUAAAUAUGGACAUUUUCGUGUUGCAAGGUUGACACAAAUCAAACAUCAUUGGUGGUGGAAGAUGAAUUACGUAUUCGAAGGGAUAUUGAAACAGUAUGCUUUGACAAAGGUAUGGGUAAUAUUACUGGAGGAGGAUCACUAUGUUUCGUCAGAUUUCUUGCAUGUUAUGCGUCUGAUUGUAGACAAUAAAUCGAAUUUUUGCGAGGAAUGUCAAGUGAUAAGUCUUGGAUUAUAUCUCAAACAGUACAGUAAUUUUAAAACCGAUUUGAAUCGGCUGGGUAUUCAUCCAUGGUUCAGUUCAAAACAUAAUAUGGGAAUGGCUAUUAACGCGGAUACGUGGGCACUCAUCAAAAAUUGCACGGAAUUGUUCUGUAGGUACGAUGACUACAAUUGGGAUUGGUCUCUAUUACGUGUUAGCAUGAAAUGCUUGCCGUCAAGAUUGAAGGUCAUUGUUGUUAAAGCUCCUCGUGUUAUACACAUUGGUGAUUGCGGCGUACACACUCAUCGCUGUGCCGUUCAUAAUGCUGCUGCAAUGGCUGCGGAACUUUUUAGUAGCUUAGCGGACUCUUUGUUCCCGAAAAAGAUGAUAGUGGCAGAGAAUCUGAAGCGAACAUUAAAACCUUCGAGGGAGAACGGUGGUUGGGGCGAUAUACGCGAUCAUGAACUAUGUCUCAAUAAUUCACAUGUGCCUAAUCUUGCUGCUUACGAUUUUUAUUUGAAUACUCUAACUGGCAAUUAUACACAUAUCAGCCACCCUCUCAUUUUUCCUGUGUAA
Cercopithifilaria johnstoni is the source of this 1386-nucleotide messenger RNA. Lineage: Eukaryota; Metazoa; Nematoda; Chromadorea; Rhabditida; Onchocercidae. The record is from the annotation of a GenBank genome assembly.